AUGUACAACAACGUUGGUUUAUCAACAGCUCGUGGUUCUGGCACAAAUGCUUAUGUUCAAUCAAAUGUUGCCAAUCUUAGCUUUUCACGGAAUAAAAUCGUUUACAAUGCUGAAGAGGACAUUGCUCGUGCCGAAGCAGAAGUAAAUAAAGCACCAAACUUGGAGUUGUUGGAUCACGAAUAUAAACGGUUAAUUGAAAUUAAAUGUGUGGAAUUUGAAGAUUUGAUGGAAGGAAAGGGUUUUAGUGAAGAAGAAAUCAAUUCAAAAGUUAGCGAAUAUCGCAAACUUUUAUUUAACGAAUUUGAAAGUGGCCGUCUAAAUAUGGAUGCAGAAUUGGAUUUGCGGAAUUCACAUUCUCGUGCAAAAGUUGCAAAACAAGGACGAAGCAAUAUGCGGUGGGCAUUGGGUAUUGAUGCUUCUUUUGUUGAUGGGUCUUCAAUGGAGAAGUAAUAAAAUUAUUAUUAAUUGGUUAAUGGACACAUUCGGUUGGGAGAUAGACAUAUCGGGAUUUUUCAAUGUCCUAACAGCUACUCUAAUGUUUUCAGGACCUACGGCCAUUGGGUUUUGGAUAGUACAUUGUCUUAUUGAAGGAAAUAGUUUC
This is a messenger RNA of Meloidogyne enterolobii, 601 nucleotides long. Lineage: Eukaryota; Metazoa; Nematoda; Chromadorea; Rhabditida; Meloidogynidae. The record is from the annotation of a GenBank genome assembly.